UGGUCGAGCGCGUUCGGAGACGCGCGCGGACGGCCGCUGUUAGUAGACGUCGGCACCGCUAAGGGCGGUUUCAUUAAGGCUUUAUCAACCGAACGCGCGGAAGCGUUCACGCGAGCGAAGCAGGGCGUGGAGUUUAAUUUAUUAGGGGUUGAAAUUUACCCGCCGCUGGUGCGGCAGGCGAACGCGUGGGUGCGGGCGAAUGAGGCGCGAUUACGUCUGCCCGUGCACUUCGUUUCAGCCAACGUGAACGUAUCGUUGGAGAGUAUGAACUUACCGAACGUGCGCGCGGUGUGCGUGCAGUUCCCCGAUCCUUGGAGUCGAGGACGACACUUCGAGCGGCGCGUGAUGACGCCCGAAUUCGCGCGAGCGCUCGCGAAUGUCCUUCCGAGCGGUGGCGAGCUCUUCUGUUGCUCGGACGUGAAAGCGUUGGCGUCUGAAAUGUACGAUGUCGUUGCCGCGAACGAUGACUUUAUCAUCGACGAAGCGACGUACGCGCGACCGGUUCGAAAUCGACGAUGGCUACGGGCAAAUCCGUACGAGGCGUUCACCGAGCGCGAUAUCGUGUGCGAAGGCAAAUGGCGACCGGUGUAUCGU
This is a messenger RNA of Ostreococcus lucimarinus CCE9901, 594 nucleotides long. RefSeq lists its product with no specific name. The annotation marks the transcript as partial. Gene Ontology annotation, biological process: RNA (guanine-N7)-methylation; tRNA methylation. The transcript has 2 exons. Lineage: Eukaryota; Viridiplantae; Chlorophyta; Mamiellophyceae; Mamiellales; Bathycoccaceae. Gene Ontology annotation, cellular component: tRNA methyltransferase complex. The record is from RefSeq and is a predicted model, not a curated record. Gene Ontology annotation, molecular function: tRNA (guanine(46)-N7)-methyltransferase activity.